GUCCUGUGCAAAGUCUUCCGGCCGGGUAGCGGCGCCGCAACUGUUUCUAUCCGCCCUAGAACGGUGGAGAUGGAAAAACUUUAACAGUAUGCGUGGGAAUAAAGAAAAGUCCUUUACGUGGUUUUUUUCCCCUCUUUAGCUACUGGGCUACUUUCAUUCCGAGUGACAAGGGCCAGAAGCGCUGCCAAUCAACUAGGCAGCCCGCCUCCUUUGGCUAGGAGUGGCUCAUAGGAAGGGGACUAUCGCACUACUGCAGGGUUUCUGUUCUGGUUGCGUGGCCUGAGAAACCUUCGUCCAAGGAUGAGCGAAGGGCCUCUCCUGUCAACCUUCAAGCUUUUCCUCAGGGAAUCAGAAAUGGAUUCCCUAUCUGCAGUUCCUUCACUUGUCUCCCUGGCAAUACCGCCCCUCUUUCUCCUUCCUCCCCCCUCCUUCUCUGCCUGAUGGUACGCGCCGCUCGUGCUCGGGUCAAAGUUUUCCGGCGGGGAAACGCUGCCAUUGCUACCUCGUCCGGCCAAGAGCGGGGCAUCGUGGCGUCUCGGUUGGGGGCUGCAUGGCGUUGCCAGGUGAGCGGUCCAAACGGGGUGGGGCGCGGAAGGGCCACGCGCGAGAUCGUGGCCGUGUGGAAAGUCACCGCUGCUGCAUCUGAAGUCGCUCAAACCGAGGACGAGGGGAAGAGCCCAACGUGCUCUCGAGUGGGAGGGAGUCCCGAAGAGCAGCUGCAGUCCUGUGUAUGCCCACUCAGAAGUAGACCCUACUGAAUUCAGUGGGAUUUGCUCUGAAGUAAGUGGUCGGGAUUGCAGUUUGGGGAUUAAAUCCUGCCGAACUCAGUGGAGCUUGUGGGAGUUGUGCUGUCGGGGAGGGAAUGUGUGCUAAAAUGCGGAACUUCUCAAACUUCAAACUGAACAGUCUUGUUUUGCUUUGCAUUCUUUACACACGCAAGAACUUCAGAUGGAAGGUUUCAGUUGUGUAAAUUUACCGGGUUUAGCUAAAAGAAAUUAAUAAUAGGAAUUGGAUUACGGUAUCUGUAUAGUUUUUUAAUGUGUAGUUUCACAGUGCCCGUUGUUCACCAAAAAGUCUAAUCUGAUCUCCAAGUGUUAAAAGAGGUACGAGCAGUGUUCUGCUGCUGUUAUUGUAAAAAAACCCCUAGGUGACAGUGUUCAUAUCAUGAUAAACUGUAAAAUGUCUCUCCCACUACUUCCCUGUUCCUGCAUGCCUCCCCUUUUCUACUGAAUUUGUGAUUCGUUUUUAAUAAAGGGGAGAGAAAAUAUGACUUAAAAGAUAAUAAUUUCAUUAGAGUUGGGAGGGGUGGAUUCCUACAAUUGUAAGAUGGAGACUCAGGAGAGCCUUUGCCAGUCAGAGUACACAAUACCAGGCAAGAUGGAGAAAUAAACUGACUUGGGAUAAGGCAACUUCCUAUUGCUGUAUACAGCAGGCCCCUCCUGCUGGAUCACUCUGGCCAUGUAAAGUUGUGCCCUAUGAGAGGAAAGAGGCAAAUGCCUGCUCCUAGACUAGCUGAACUUCUCUGAUGCUACUGUGUCCAGGAAACAUCAAGUGUCCUGUGUCCUGCUGGAUCAAGCUAGUGGCCAGCAUCCUGUUCUCACAGUGGCCUGCCAGGUGCCUAUGGAAAAGCCACAAGCAGGACCUGAGCUCAAGAGCACUUAGCCCUGCUGCGGUUUCCAGCACCUGGUCGACAGGAGAGGGGACAGGUGACACCUUGGAUUAGUUGAGAGUUGAUUUUAAGAACACACAUGCAGAAGAAACUGCCUUCAAAUGAUUUUUGAGCUGUCAGCAAAUACAUUCAGUCCUAGUAACUUUCUAGGAAUUGAUAUGAGGAAAAAGCAAAAGUUUUUACUGAAGCCCUUUGAGGGAAACUUCUGCAAAUAUUUUUUUUCCUUUAUUUGACCCACACAUAACUGAGAAAUCACUCUUUGGCACUCCCCUGACUUAGACAAGGAAGAAUAAAUAUUACUACCACCUGCACUUAUUUACUUUGAGCAUUCAGGUGCAUGUAGAUAAGAAAGUUAGCAAGAGGGGUCAUGCUUGGGUUAAUGGUUGUUGGAAUAUGUCUGCUAUUAUUGACCCAUUGGUUCUUGUCUCUGCCCCCCUCCCCCUGGCUUUUCUCCAAGCUGGGCUUGCUUUUGGUGUUAGGGUCCAAUCAGGAGGGGUUGGGGAGUGACAUCAAGGAAGAAGCAGAUGGGAAGGCACCUGUGGACAGAGAAGUCUUUAGAACUACUCACAUGCCUUUUUGCUUUAAACAUUGGGCUUCAUAUUUAUAUGUGAUGGGGGCAGACCCAGUUUUAAAUAAGCAGGUCUGCAGCUGCUGCAUCAAAUUUGUACCACAAUUGUCCGGAACCCAAGUGCGGACAGCAUGUCAAUCCACUUCUGGUCGGAAGUGCUAAUGGGUUGCAUGUUUCUCCCUGUGGUGGCACUGUUUACCAAAAAGGCCCCAUAACAAUAUAAUGAUGAUUUUGAUAAUAGCAUAUUAUCAAAGCAUAAUAUAAUUAGUUUCUUCUUAUUAAGUGGGUGGAGUACUUGAAUAAACAGUGACAUAAUGGAUUUUAGAACUGUGCAAGGUUUUAAAAAGGGGGCUGCAGAAAUCCUUGCUUCUUAUAAACUUGUGCAGAUUCUGAAAUCAGUAAUGCUUUCCAAAGGCUAUGUGAAAAAUAGAUUUAAAAAAACAUAUUUGAUUAUAGAACUUCCUUUAGGAAAGGAUGAAAAUUUAUUCCCCUUUCCUUGAAUUUAUAGUUGAGAUGGAAAAUCUCUUUUUUUUUUUAACCAGAAGUAAGAACUAGUGCCUUCAGGGAUGAUGGGAGUUGUAGUCAAACAACAACUGGAGGUCCACAGGUUCCUCACACUUGGUUUAGACUAUUUAUUGAUAUCUCCCCACUAAAAAUAUAAACAGCAAAACAGAGAAGAAGAAAAACCAAGUUUACAAGCCCAAAAUACAGUUCAUGUUACAAUGCUGUGUAAAAAUACAACACAAAUAAUUGUUAUGUCAAAACUUUGUGGGAUAUAGCAAGUAAAGCUGAAUGGUCCCUAAGCCAGAAUUACAUACCAAGUUUGAAAAGUUCUGUUUAUCUUAUUCCUUAGAAAUUAUUAUGGGCAUGACAAUUGUGAAUGAUGAGAAAGUCCCAUAUUUAUGCCAGGAUUUGAUAGUACAUUUGUUUUGACAUUUCCACUGUUUUAGUUUCUUUCCUUCAGAAAUGUUGCACAUCCUAAACUAAGCAAAAGUGUAUAAUAUAACAACAAAGCAAUCUUCUUUGAGCGUGGAGUAUGAUGUAACAAACUGUUGUCCCAAGUUAGAAGUUCAUAUUAAUAUCCUACAGUUUGGCUUAAGUUGAUAUAAACAAGUUCAACAACCACUAUAAAUAUUAUCUCACAAGGGACCAACAUGGAGCCUCUAGAUGUUGUUGAACUCCAACUCUGAUCAGCAUAGCCAGUGACCAGAGAUGAUGCAAGCUAGAGUUCAGUAACACCUGGAGGUUGCUAUAGGCUACCCCUGUAUUUUCUGUAUUUAUUUAGUUAUUUGCGGGAUUCAUAGCCUGCUUUGGAGGAAAUCCUCCACGAAGCAGCUUACAGUACAAAUCCUAUGCAAUGCCUUCUCCUUCCAAGAGAAUAAGAUCUUCUGUUUUUUCUUAUAAGUGAUAUAAUAGGAUAAUUAGAGAUAAUGGACAUUUGAUCCAUUUUUAUCCCAGGUAGAAAUCCAUUUACUGUAUAAAGAUUAUUAAUCAUAUUUCCAAGGUGAAAUCUACCUUUUCUGUUGCAUGCAGUAAUAAUUGAAUAGUAUGGAUAAGCUGAGUGGAGUUGCUAAACCUCAGAAUCUAGUUUGUACAGUAAUUAGAUUUUUAAAAAUAAAAUAAAUAAAUAUCCCAGUAGAUGUUUUGUUUUGCUAUUGCAAUGGUUAUUCAAAAUGAUCUGCAAAACCUUAAUCAGCUCAUUAGAUAUAAACAUGGGGAGAGUUUUGAAUUGAAUUAUCUUUUAAGUAAUGGGCUAUUUAUGUACCUACCACCAUCAGUACAAUUCUGUUAAUUUUAUUUUGGCCCCUGCAGUUUCUAUGGAAAUGAAUUCAUUCAGCGGAGCUUUUUCAUGCAAACUAGAGUGUUGCUUAGUUUGUAUGUUAAUUAGCUUAUGUUCACCAUUAUAUUCUUUUGAGCUGCUGCCCUCUGGUUAACCUCCACAAUAUUACUAAUCUUUAAAAGUGAAAACAAAAAGGAAUAUGAAAUCCUGAUAUAUUCCAAGCAAUCCCCCCCCCCAUUAGAAUAAUCUUAAUCUACAUGCAUAAAAAAGCUUGUUGAAUGUGUGCUAAUAUAGCAUUUGCAACCUAAGGAACAGCAAUUUCAGGCUGGGGUAGACAGAGGCUUAGCUGUUAACUUUAACUCAGGUUUCCUUGAAUCUUAUGGCAGUUCAUGGUCAAGCAGGUUCACCAGCCUCAUAUAUGGCUGCCAUUAGUCCAUCUAUGCCGGGAAAUGAUGUAUGUAAACAUCAUAUUUGGCCCACUGAAGGUAGCACUGAUAGCUUGUAAGAGAGUCACUGUGGUGUAGUGGUUAAGAGCAGUAGACUCAUAAUUUGGUGAACUGGGUUCGCUUCCCCGCUCCUCCACAUGCAGCUGCUGGGUGACCUUGGGCUAGUCACACUUCUCUGAAGUCUCUCAGCCCCACUCACCUCACAGAGUGUUUGUUGUGGGGAGGAAGGGAAAGGAGAUUGUUAGCCGCUUUGAGACUCCUUGGGGUAGUGAUAAAGCGGGACAUCAAAUCCAAACUCUUCUUCAUAAGGGGGAAAUGGCAUCUUAAUUUGGCCAAGCAUCCAGCCUUGCAAAACUGGAAUGGCAGGGAUUGAUGCAAAAGGCAUGUCAGCUAUCAUAAUGCCUUUAUCACACUUUGGGAACUUCUCUGGCUGUAGGGGUAAGUUAUGCAGCGUAACAUAUAUUUUGGUAAUAGUAUGUGGCUGGCGUGCUCUGGUCCAUGGGGUCACAAAGAGUCGGACACGACUAAACAACAAAUGUGGCUGAUACAAUUAUUGAUAUUCUGCACUGUAUUUUUCGCCCUAUAGGACGCACUUUUUCCCAUCCAAAAAUGAAGGGGAAAUGUGUGUGCGUCCUAUGGGGCGAAUGCAGGCUUUCGCUGAAGCCUGGAGAGCAAGAGGGGUCGGUGCGCACCGACCCCUCUCGAUCUCCAGGCUUCAGGAAGCUAUCCGCAAGGCUUGCGGGCAGCAGCCUGCAGCCCGAAGCAUGGGGCGCGCUGCACAGCGCGCCCCGGGCUUCGGUUCCCCGACCUGGUUUGGAGGGUUUGGACUUGGUUUGGAACCCCACAAGCUCGGGGGACAGCGGGGAGGCGGAAUGCCGCCAUCCUGCUGUCCCCCGACCUGGUUUGGAGGCUGGCGGCUGGCGGUUUGGAGCCCCACAACCUCCGGGGACAGCGGGGAGGCACAGCGCGCCUUCCCGCUGUUCCCCGACCUGGUCUGAAGGCUGGCGGCGGGGAGAAGCGCGUUUCUCCCCGCCGCCAGCUCCACAAGCUCGGGGAACAGUGGGGAGGCGGAGCGCCGCCAUCCCGCUGUUCCCCGACCUGGUUUGGGCUUCAAGCAGAUAUCCGCAAGUGUGGGAGCCCGGUGGGAAGUCGCGCCGGUCUUCCAAGGCUUGCGGAGAGCUGCCUGUUCUGGGGGCUGGGGUUGGGGGAAGCUCGGGCGUCCCCCGCCCCAGCCCUGCGCCGGGGGGGGGGAAUAAUUUUUUUUCUUUAUUCCCCCCCCCAAAAAAAACUAGGUGCGUCCUAUAGGCCGGUGUGUCCUAUGGGGCGAAAAAUACGGUAUAUGAGAACAUUGUCAAUACUGAUGUGUAUGGCAGAUCAACUAUUACCCUUUAUAUUCCACAUUUAUCUAUCUCAAACUAAUAUGAAAUAUAUUUUGCCUUUCCAGGUGGAAAUAAAGAUAACAUCAGAGCAGGGUGCAAGAAAUGUGGCUAUCGUAAGUAUCUACAAAAAUGAAGAUAUAAUUAUUUCCUAAUAUUUACCACAAACAUCACUAGUUUGUUGUACUCAGGCAAUGCCAUUAUCAGUGUAUAGUAACUGAGUAGACACUGAUUCGGACCCUGAGAACUGUGAACAGAAGGAAGGCGUGCGUGCGUGCGUGCGUGCGAGAGCACGCACACACACACACACACACACACACACACAGUGAAUUGUUACACUAAUUGCUGAAAGUAAUAUUGAAAUAGCAGAGGGCAGAGGCUGUUAAAAUGUCUCAGAUUCAUAUUAGGGUGAUAUUUUUUCCACGGUUUGUGUGCUUAAAGCUGUACUUGUGUAUCUUUUUGUUAAACAACUCUUCUUCAACCAGUGUUACCCAUCAUCAGCCUGCCUGCCAGAAAAACGGUCUUAUGAAAAGAUCCAUUUCAUGAAAGAAACCCAUUUUCCCUCAGAAAUGGGAUCUCUUACCAAGCAUUGCAAGUAUUUGUCAGUAAUAGUGAGAUCCUGCCUGGAACUACAACUGCCCUAUGCUCUUAAAUGAUUUGUUACUGCUGGAUGUAUUAUGGGUUUGGUUUUUGGUUUUGUUUUACAUUGUAAGUUCACCUGAGGGGGCUAUGCCCAAAAAGAUGAAUUCAUGCACAUACAUAACACACAAAGAUGACUAUGCCCAGAGGCUUUCCUCAUGAAAUUUUUAGAACCGAGUGGUGGAAUGCUAUCUUUAUGUGCACAUUAUAACAUGCAUUGCAUGCAUACACACUUCACUGCUUAGAGUCACAUUUCGUGACUGUUGAAAGCCCACACAGGGUGGGAGAAAAUCCAUAGACUGGGGGAUUUGAUAGUGCUAAUGCAAGAGAGGGGGAAAUAUUUUAAGCAUGCAAAGCAUUUUGUUCACUGCUGAUCAGACUUCUACUGUAGCAUUUUAAAACAGAGUUAUUGUUAAUAAUUUUAACUCUCAUACUACAAAGUUGUUUUAGGUUUGUUUGUGGAAAUGCGGCCCAGAGCUGCAUAGUUUUGCAGAAGUAGCACUAAGGAAGGAGGAGUGAUUAGCCCUUUCCUUUUGGGAGUUUUUGCAAUUAAAAUCCACCCACCCACAAAAGCCCCCAUUUCUCUUCUCCUGACCCCAUUAAGGCAUUAAUCAUUCCUCCCCCAGGCACAGCUGCAACAGUCAACUCCACACACAUCCCAGAUAUAUUUUCCAAACCCCUGCGCAAACACCCCCCCCCCCCAAAAUCCAACAUGCCAGUAGGUUGGAUAAUAACAGCGGGCUACCACUACACAAUUCUUAGCCCCUCUCAGCAAUAUGGGUAUAACAGCAUUGGGCUACGAUGCAGGAUUUAUACAACCCAUGCACUUUCAGCCACAGAACCACCCUUCAUCCCACCAGUAUUGGUAUAAUAGCAUUUACAUUUGUAUUGGAAAAAUUGGGUGCUGCCAGCAAGUGCGGGGAGAGUUCCAUUAAGCCUGCAGAGGUCAUUCUGUUGGAUACAACCCUUGCUUUUCCUUUUAAAUGAAAGCUGAGAAACUGGAUCAGUAAAUGGUGCAAACAGACAUUGCAUAGCGCGGCAAGAAUCCUAGUAAAAUAUGGCUGACCAAGCAAUAUGUCCCCCCAGCCUAGAAUGUUGAUGGGUUGGGACCUUAGCCAGGCUAUGUUUCUGACAAAAGUCACUGGAACAACAUUAUCAUUCGCAUUGCUUUUUAAGAAUAAAAUGUUUGUUACACAUAGUGGCAGGAAGAAUAUAAUACAAUCCCAGCAACCUCUUGCUAAUUAUUUUGUUGGCUCCCCCCCCCCAAUUGCUUAAUUAUAUGCAGCUGGUCACCUGACAUUUGAAUGCCGAAACUUUCUUCGGGUGGACCCUAAAAGAGACAUAGUUUUAGAUGUCAGCAGCACAAGCAGCGAGGACAGCGAAGAAGAGGAGCUGGGAAAGCUGCAGGCCAUUCCAGAAAAAAAGGGUAAGGUGCUUUUUAAAAAACAGUGUGUCCUUGUGUAAUAUAUCUAUAUCUCCUGUCUUCCUUCUCUUAGAACAGUCUUCCACCCUACCUAAAUAUCUGGUUGCUUAUGUGUUACUAGAAUAGCAACCAAGCAAAAGAAUGACCCUUUUUAAAUUUUACAGUCACACAGAACUAAAAGCUGCCCAGUUCUAGGUGUAAAUAACGUUUUGAGAUCUUCUGGGAAGGCUCCCCUUAGAGCUCCAUCCUUGGUGAUGCAAGAGAGGACCUUCUCUGUAGUGGUGCCCCGUUUUUGGAAUGCCCUUGCCUCUAAGAUUCUCCUAGUGACAACCUUCUUUGCAUUGUGACUUCAGGUUAGAGUUAUUUAACUCGAGGUUUUAGUAAUUGUUAAUCUCACUGCUUAAUUUGCAACGGCCAUUUAUUGCGUUUUAAGAUUACUUACUGUUUUAUCACCCAUUCCUGAUUGUACAUGGAUUUGUUAGUUUUAAUUAUCCUGAAAGCUUUGCCUGGAUUAUCUUUGCUUUCAUAAGUGGACGUGUUCAUGGAUAAUAAGGUGUUCAGUGAGUACUAGCAACAAUACCUAUGUUCUUCCUCCACAGCUGGAGGCAGCAAUGCUUCUGAACACCGGUUGCUAGAAACCACAGGAGGAGAGUGUGCUUUGUGCUUGUUUCUUGUUUGCGGGUUUCCUGGCUGACCACUGUGAGAACAGGCUGCUGGACUAGAUGGGCCAUUGGCCUGAUCCAGCACUGUUCUCGUGUUCUUACCUCUUAAAGGGUUAUAACAAUUAAUGUAUUAUCUCCUUUUUGGAGGGGUAACAUCUUACUUUGUUAACUCACAGGAACUUCUGCGGAAGAAGAAAAGAAAAAGACCAAAAAGAAAGGCAAAGAAAAAUCAAAAUUAAAGAAAGCAAGGAAAAGGUAUAAUUUUGAAAGCUUUGCCUCUGCAUAACAGGGAGAAGCUUGAAACAUAUUGUGCUCAGAUUGUCUUCAAAUCUGAAUCUCUGCAUGUAAUGACACCAUUUAAAGAUGGGUGGAAAACCAUUUGGGCUUUUUUUUUCUAAUCCAAGAUUUUGUAUGUUCAAAAAGUUUUUUAUAAUAGAAACAGAAAUUUUAUUUCUUUUCAAAGAUGAAUUGCUGUUGCUACUAAAUGCUGCACGAAUCUCUGCAAGUAAAAGCAUGUAUUGGGUGGAGUGAGGAUGCAUUUGAGGCAGCAAAGUAGGCCUUCUUUGCUGCCUUCACUGCCACUAGUUAGGUAUGAUGAUGAGCCCUAUCAGUGUUCAAUUGCAUUCUACUGGAGUUUUCCUCCACUCGUGUUUGAGCUGUCUUCCAGUUUGUUUCCUCGCCUAAAGCAUACCAGGGAGUCAAACAGGUUCUGCAAAGUGCGAGAGAGCACUUGUGGUUAUUGUGUCAAUGUCCUGAGCCAUUCGGAUGUUCCAGAGAUCAGCUGGGAUGGUGACGCUGGACCUGCUUCUAAUGGCUGAUGGUUGUGGAAUGCUAUGCCAGGCAGAUCCACCAGAAGAGGCACCUUCCAUUCCUUUGCUCAUUGAAAUCUUGCUUCAUGCAGUACAUGCCCUUUUCUCACUGGUUUUCACUGGUCAUUGGAGGAGAAAAAACCUUUUAUGCUCUCCCAAGGUUUUCCCACAGGUUUCCUCUCACAGACAGCACAGACAUAUCAAUAUAUUGCCUAGGACCAGUAUGAGAGGCAGACCGCAAAGACAGCUUCACUCAGCUGGUGAAACCGCUGCCAUUCCUGAGUCCCACUGCCUCCAGGAAAAAACAAGCUGCAGUCGCGAGAUGGAGGCAGAGGGACUCGGGAGCAGUGGCAGUUUCAUCAGCGAUAUACCACUGAGUGAAACUGCCAUUGUCCUCUGCUGCACGUCCCUCAAGGGAGAAGUUUAAAGGAGCCCCCAAUUCACCUCCGGCUUGGGCAAGCCAGCAGCCAGGUGUGGGCUCUGGGUGGAGAGAGCUUAGCUUGGCUACUGCCUGGCUGCAUCUUUCCAGAGGAAAGAUGGAGCAAACCUUCCUGGUCCAAGGCAGCUAGAUGGUGCAGUUCUCUGAUGCUUUUGCCGGGCCCAGCACUCACCAGCAGCCUCAAGCAGCCCCGCUCCACAAGGCAGCUUGUGGACUUUGUUGGGAGGGUGGCUGCGUCUUUCCUCCUAGGGUGAACGACCAUCCCACAACGAAAGAGAUCAAAAGCACAGAGCCUGACAGGCUCUGUGCGCUUGGCUACCACCUCCUGGUCUGUCUUCUGGGAGUGGGGGGCGAGGUAGCUUGCCGACCCCCUGCUCCUGUGAAGGGAGGCUCACAAAGGCACCCCGACAUCCCGCUAACUAGCAGGGACAUUGGGGCUCACUCAACUGGAUGCAGGAGCCUUUCCACCCCCCAGCUGAGCAGCAGGCUGGGGCCAGCUGUAUUGGCCACAGCCCCCAAGGCUCUGGGGUGAAAGCGCCUCAGCUCCCAGAAUGAGAGUUGCAGUAGUUUCAUCUGGCAUCUCGCCGGCUGGGGCCAACGCAGCUUCUUUCAACAUCACGGUUUAUUGCCAAACUGUGAUGUUUGGCUGGUGAUACAUUGUAAUGUUGAGAACCCAAUAUUGCCCAGCCCUAGUGUUCUGGGUCAUCCGGUGUUUAGAACAGUAGAGCUUAGGAGAAAAGUCCCUCUUUGGUGUAUUUAGCCAAGUUAAUUCUUUUUAGUUAAAGAACUCUCAGAUUCCAAUAUUUCACUAUAGGGCAUUGGUGUAUAACUGAACAAAUCAAUGUUCUUGUGUUUAAAGGUCUUGUUCCUCAAGUGCCACAGAUGAGGAUGAGCCUAAAUCGAAAAAGCAGAAAUCCCACAAAAAGGAAAAGAAGGAGAAAAAGAGUAAAUCCAAGAAAAGAAAACAUCACAAAAAGGGGAAAAAGAAGAGAAAAAAGGAGAAAGAUUCUUCAUCUUCUGAUAGCUCAGACUCUUCCAGCAGUGACUGAGACCAAACCUAGGGAUGUAGUUCAAUCCUGAUUAGGAGUAUAAUGAUGCCCAGUUAAAAUAUGUAUAUUUUUAUUGAAAAAGCCUGUUAUUUAUAAAUAUUUCACCUUACAUUAAAGUUUUUGUUGUUGUUUGUUUUUUUGGAAAUUCAGAGAGAUUUAUUUCCCCCUAAGCAUUACAACUGUUUUAUCUGAACAUCAUAUUGGAUAAGGAACUAGUUUUACUUCCUUAUUGUUCAAUGUCUUUACAAUCAACUGAAAAUAUUUGAGUUGAUGUGUGGGACAUUAUGGUUAUUAGUUUUGAAAGUUUUGUAACAUUCACCAAUGCCCUCAAACUUCUGUAAGAACUUGUAAGGAAAUUAAAGCAUUCUUAUGAAUGUUAUAAACAUUUCAAAUUAGCCACAAGUCAUUAGCAAUAUAGGAUUGUCAUUCCUGAACUGCAACCCUCUCCACAUAAUGUAGAAAUGCUCCUAAAAGAAUCAGCAUAAACAGAGGAUUCUUUUGUCAAAGCCUCUUGUGCAUUGCACCCUGUGGUUUAGGAGAGCUCAAGUGUGCAUAUAAACUGUGGGUGCAUCUUUGGAUCAAGACCUAUGUUUGUGUAGUAAUACAGGAAUCAUGAAUGGAAUUACAUAAGAUAAAAUUUAAAAGCCAUGCUCUCCAUUCCUAUUAGAAGGUAUGCUUUUAAGUACAUACAGUGGUGCCCCGCAAGACGAAUGCCUCGCAAGACGAAAAACUCGCUAGACGAAAGAGUUUUCCGUUUUUUGAGUCGUUCCGCAAGACGAAUUUCCUAUGGGCUUGCUUCGCAAGACGAAAUGUCUUGCGAGUUCUUGCGAGUUUGUUUCCUUUUUCUUAAAGCCGCUAAGCCGUUAAUAGCCGCUAAGCCACUAAUAGCCGUGCUUCGCAAGACGAAAAAACCGCAAGACGACGAGACUCGCGGAACAGAUUAAUUUCGUCUUGCGAGGCACCACUGUACCAGUGUUUGUUUUUCUAAUGCAGGGGUAGGGAAUGUGGUGCCCUCCAGAUGUUGGAUUACAGCUCCAUCAUCCCUGACCACUGGUUUGGGCUGCUGGGAGUUAGUCCAAUAACAUCUGGAGCAGGGGGGCACCACAUUGGCUACCCCACCCUAAUGCAUCUGAACUGGGAUAAAAGCUAUCAUAUGAUUCUGUGAGGCUGAUUUGUCUUUCUCCAUGUUGCAGCAACAUGCAGCAGCAUUUGCUGCUAUUGCAGCAAAUCAAUAGUAUACAUGAAAAAGUAGCUUGUGGGUCAUUAAUGAUAACUGUAUUUAAAUGAAUACUCUGCAGCACUUGUUGCAGUAAAAACACAAUACAACAAGUUCAAAGCUAAUUUGAUCAGGAAGGCUUUCUCUCGGUUACAUCUUUACUCAGUCAUGAGUGCACUUAUUAAUGUAUUUAUUAACCAGCAAACAGAACUUUGGUCUGGAAUACAGAAGCUGCUGUAUUCUGGUGAAAAGUGCUACAUAAGUACUUGCUUGUCAUUAAAGGAAGCAGCUUCUGUGAUUACUAAUAUGGCAUUAAACAUGAAUGGUACAGUAAGCCAAUAGUGAUUCUAUGAUAAGGAAAUAGGAGUCAGAGCCACACUUAGUCAUUCAUAGAGUAGACCUGUUUAAAUUUAUAGAACUUGCAUUAGUCAUGGCUAACAAGCCCCAUGGAUUUCAGUGGGCCUACUCUCUGCAUGAUUACAUCUGAAUCCAAUACAAGCCUGAGUCAGGUUCCACUGAAUAAAUUACAAGGCAUACACAUGAAGGAAGAAGUAUUUCACCAUUUUUCUAAUUUUUGUUGUCGUUUAGUCGUGUCCAACUCUUAGUAACCCCAUGGACCAGAGCACGCCAGACAUUUCUGUCUUCCACUGCCUCCCACAGUUUGGUCAAACUCAUGUUAGUAGUUUUGAGAACACUGUCCAACCAUCUCGUCCUCUGUCAUCCCCUUCUCCUUCUGCCCUCAAUUUUUCCCAACAUCAGGGUCUUUUCCAGGGAGUCUUCUCUUCUCAUGUGGUGGCCAAAGUACUGGAGCUUCAGCUUCAGGAUCUGUCCUUCCAGUGAGCACUCAGGGCUGAUUUCCUUAAGAAUGGAUAGGUUUGAUCUUCUUGCAGUCCAUGGGACUCUCAAGAGUCUCCUCCAGCACCAUAAUUCAAAAGCAUCAAUUCUUCGGCGAUCAGCCGCCUUUAUGUUCCAGCUCUCACUUCCAUACAUCACUACUGGGAAAACCAUAGCUUUAACUAUAAGGACCUUUGUCGGCAAGGUGAUGUCUCUCCCCCCACCCCCACUAAUUUAGUUCAGCUCAAAACAGGAUGCUGUUCCAACCCAAUGCACAACUUUAAUGUCUGGUGUACACUGAAGUCCUAGAGAGUCGGCCCAAUAUAAGAUGCCCAACAAAUUAAAACUUUCUAAGAACUUUAGGGGUAGUGGUGGUGACAUAUACUCUUAGAUCAAUAAAAGGAUUCAAGGGUAUAAUAAUAUGACCUGUUAUAUAAAAGCAGAAAACAUGGUCAAGUUAGCAAUAUUAAGUCCCACUGAUGUCAACAGGAAGAUGUAAAAGACUGAAAGUGAAAAUGCUGAACUUUGUCAGGAUCAUGCCCAUAAACAAACACAAAACUUAACAUUUUUAAUGCUUUAGGGAGCAACUGAAAAACAAUUUAGUUGUCAAACUGUUGACAAGGAAUCUGGUGAUGGCGUUAAUUUAAGUGUAGAUAGAAGGCAGGUGCCAAAUCAUAUUUCAGAGUAAGUUUCCAGCAGGAUGCAUUUGUAUUAAGUGCAAAUGUAAGCAAAAUUUAUGGGCUACUGAACUGUUAACUCAUUCUCUACAAAGGCGCUUCAUCAGCAUGAUAUUGUCUUGCAUGUCAGUCAAACAAAGGCUGAAACAAAACCUCUCAAGCAACUUUCAAACAGUUGCCCAGCCAAUGUGGAAAAUCUCUAUACUUUCUCUGGGUAACACUGCUUGAUCAUUGUCCUUUUUUCUCAUAGAAUCAUAGAAUUGGAAGGGACCUUAAGGAAUAUACAGCUGUCCUUUACGGGGAUUGAACCUGCAACCUUGGGUAUUGUCAGCACCAUGCUCUCUAGCCAAUGGAUCUAUCCAUAUAUUUUAUAUCCCACCUAUCUCCCAUUGUAGGACCCAAGGUGGCUCACAUCAUAAAUUAAAUCAGAUACAACUAAGCCACAUCAUAAAUAUAAAUACAGUCAUACCUCGGGUUAAAGUUGCUUCAGGUUCAGCGUUUUCGGGUUGCGCUCCACAGUGACCCGGAAGUAACGGAAUGUGCAUGCGCAGAUGCUCAAAAUGAUGUCAUGCGCAGAAGCAGCAAAUUGCGACCAGCGCAUGUGCAGACAUGGGUUGCGUUCUCUUCAGGAUGCGAAUUGGGCUCCGGAAUGGAUCCCGUUCACAUCCAGAGGUACCACUGUAUAUAUAUAUUUUAAAAAAUAAGUAGCCCCAUUGAAAACAUAACGGAAAAACAUGGAAAAACAUUUAACAGCAAAAAAAGAGAAUACUGUACCACCUUCCCUUAGAAGACCAACAACAGCCAGUUAGUGGACAAAUGUCUACUCUAUUUGAACAAAAAAGUAUUUGCUGAAGGCAGAAAGGUUGGGGCUGAAAGCCUAAACAUACUUACUAGAAAGUAAGUUCAUUUGAACUGAGUAUCAUUUAUUUCCACAUUUAGCAUAGUACUGCACAUGUAUUCUCUAUCAAAACUACAGUUGUCCUUAGUUUUAAUAUAUUAGGUUUUAAAAAAAUUAGUGUUAAAUUUCCAUAAAGGAAAUUGAGGAAGUGGGAAGAAUAUUUACAGUUUAAUAAUAAAAAAGGUGAAACACUGUUAGACAGAAAAACCAUCUUUAAAUUUUGAUUCCCUCCUCCAUGUUCAAUUAUAGGAAUGCACAACAGCCAAAAUGCCUUCAAAAAAUAAACCAGGGUCCCUUCAAUUUCAGCCUUGGUGAUUAAAAUUUGCCCCACUGAUAAAUCAACUAAAACCUUGACUUUUUUAUUAAGCUGAGGUCAACUUGUAGCUCUGUUUAAGACUAAGUAUUGUGCAUUACCAUCUUAUGCGUGUUUACUGUGAACUAAAUCCCCAUAAUUUCAGUAGGAAUUUCUGCCAGGUCAGCAUAAGCAGGAUUGCCUUAGAUUAAUAUAUUCAACAGUUUACUUCUACAGAAUUGAAUAAUGGUGGUAGUCCAUAUUGCCAAUUAAUUCAACCAUGUAAAUUGCUACUGGGAGAGGUUUUAUACAUAAACUGAUUGUGCUUCAAUAGUAGUGAAUGGGUGAUAAAAAAUAAAAUCCAGCUACUAUGGCCAAGUUAUAAAUACAGUACAUAUGAAUAUACAAUCAAUAACACACAUACUAUAAUGAAAAAUUUUAUGGCAUUGCUUGGAGAUUCUAAUCUGUGGAGGCUUAUAGCACAAUAUAUUUAAGGUACUACAAUGUUUUCUUGUUUUAGUUACAGUAGCAGAUAAACAUCUACCUCUCUGGAAAAUAAAUUCCACAAUGUUUUAGUCAUUACAAAUGAUUAUGCUACUUAUAAAAGUCAUUUGGUUGUUACAUCUUAACAAGAUUGGCUUGCUUGGAUCCCUGAAACCUUUCCUGAAUUAAUUCUUCAGGUUAAAUAUAUUUUUGUUCAGCUGAAUUCCAAGCUACAUUUGAGCAGUUGGGUUUUUUUCCUUGAUGGCAUUAAUUGGAACAAAAUAUGGAGAGGAAAUUAAUACUUUUUUGAGGCAGGGGAUGGGGGGGACACUUAGCAAAAAAAGUAAUUUUAGCAGGAAAUAAAACACAAGGAUGAGAAUAGUUUCAAGCUUUAACAGGAUUUUGGACUCGAAGUGUUCACAUAUUUGAUUUAUAUUAUUUGCAUUAAAGUGAUAAUGGCUGUGUUUGGCUUUCAUACUUCCCCUGCACUUUUAGUUUUAAGUGCUUUGUGUGAACCCUUUACUGUACUUAGUGAAAACAAGAUAGCUCCACAGCUUUGGUUUAGUUGACUUGUUUGUGAAGUGUAGGUGGGCAAGACGUAGUGAUAACAACAAGAACCUUUAUUGAACUACAUAACUGGGAAACAGGGGCAAAGCAACUGAAAGCCUGGACCACUCCCACACCCAACGUGACUGGCUGUCUAAACUUCCAAGCUGCAAAUCACGACUCAGAGUUCAAGAGCCAAUGGCAGAAGCCCAAAUCCUAAAAUGUUCUCUGAUUGGACAUCAUGUAUUGAAUCAAUACACAACAGUUUCCAUUAAUCAUGGGCUGCAUAGACACCAUACAUUUUAAGCACAUUAUUUCCUACAAAGAAGCCUGGAUGCUCUUAUUGCUUGAAGAGCUACUGCUUCAAGCAGCCUAAAAAAACUACUGUUCCCAGGAUGCUUUGGGAAAAAUAAUGUGCUUUGAAUGAGCUUUAAUUGUAUGUUCCAUAUGCAGCCAGAUUUAAGACUGACUGCAGUUAAUCUGGAUUCUGAAAACAUCACAAACCACAGUUAGAUGAGGAAGGGGAGGCCCAGGGGAAGGCUGCUUUGUUCUUGGAGGGCUGAACUAGGAUUUAACAGUGCAUUUAAGAUAUCGAUUCUGCUUCAAUAGUAGUGAACGUGUAUGAUAUAUUUGAAGCCAGUGAAAGAAGACGCUGUACUGAAAGCUUAGAAAAUUAUACUGGGCCUAAUCUUGGCUUAACUAAUAUAUUUGAUUUUGACAUGUUUAAAAUGCAUUGUUUAGUUCCUAAUCUUUUUGUCUGUUUUCUGACAUAUGCUAGGAUAAGAUGUCCUUUUUCUGCACUGUAUCUGCCAAAGCCAUUUGAUGCAUUAUUAUUGCCUUUGUGUUUUCUACCAACUAAGAAAGAUUAAUGGCUUGAGUCUAAAAGUGAGGAGAAGGCCAAGAAAAAGAAAUUGUUUCUGUGGGAGCAGAAUGUAUUUUUUAUUUAACAUUUCAUGCCUCUAGCAGUUGUAGUGUGAGCUAUGAGCCAGAAAGUUCUGGUUCAGACUGUACCUCAACCAUUAAUAAAGUAGGUGGCCUGAGGUGUGCUUUUAUAGUUCAUCCUCAGCACUUUUCCAUUAUAUGGAUGUAGUGGCUAGACUAUGAAAAUUGGUUCAAAUCCACACUUGGUCAUGAAGCUUAGUGGAUGACCUUGAGCCAGUCACAUACAGUCAACCUCACCUACUGGUUUAGUGUGAAAAGAGGAAGGAGCUCAUUGGAGAAAGGGUAGGAUACAAAUAAAUGCCAGUCUAUUUUGCAGGAUUGUUGUAAGGAGGAUAAUGUAUGUGAGAUGCAACAAAAGCUCUAAAGUGCUAUAUAAGUACUAUAAAGCUUUUGCUACAAGAGUUUGGCCACACAAAUAUUGUUCCAUCUUGUCUAGCACAAAUGCUUUCUGAGUUAAACAUGAGAAAACAGCAUUCUGUGUUUGUAUAAGUCUACAAG
Podarcis lilfordi (Lilford's wall lizard) is the source of this 17246-nucleotide messenger RNA. The record is from the annotation of a GenBank genome assembly. NCBI's taxonomy places the organism in Eukaryota, Metazoa, Chordata, Lepidosauria, Squamata, Lacertidae.